This is a messenger RNA of Vicia faba (fava bean), 1650 nucleotides long. Lineage: Eukaryota; Viridiplantae; Streptophyta; Magnoliopsida; Fabales; Fabaceae. The record is from the annotation of a GenBank genome assembly.
AUGUUUCUUACCUCCAAAAGCUUCGCUGUAGUAUAUGCUUCUCACCAUAUCCAUUUCCUUUGGUUCGCCUUCAUCCUUUUCGUUGUCCUGACAUCUGAAAACAACGAACCUCCUCCCAUUAACCCACUUGAACAAAAAGCAUUCUUCAAUCUUCUCAAUUCCAUCUCAGAAAAAGCAACCAUAUCUAACCUCAUAUCAGUUCAACUUCAACAUGAAUACCAUGUUCAUGGAGAGGUAUCACUUGUGAUUCAAAAGGAACUCCCUGAAGGUGCUCCUAACUGUUUAGCUGGUUUAACGUUUGUAAUAAGUGGAACACUAGACAGUUUUGAACGAGAAGAAGCAGAAGUUUUGAUUAAACGCCACGGUGGCCGUGUCACCGGAUCAGUCAGCAAGAAAACAAAUUAUUUGUUAUGUGAUGAAGAUAUUGGGGGAAGGAAGUCUGAAAAAGCUAAAGAGCUAGGGACUUCAUUCCUCACAGAGGAUGGAUUGUUUGAUAUGAUCCGGGCAUCAAAACCUGCAAAAGCUCCUAAGCAAGAUGAAAGCAGGAAAUCUCUGAAUAAGGCUGUUGCAGUGCCAUCCCCGUCAAAAGUUCCCCUGAAAGCAGAAAGAAAGGCUGUUGCAAUGCCAUCCCCAUCCAAAAUUCCUUUGAAAGCAGAAACAAAGGCCUCUUUGUCUUCAUGCUCACCUUCCAACCAAGUGAAGCUUAAGAAAGCUGCUACUGUUCAGUCUAAUGUGAUGUGGACAGAGAAACAUCGACCUACAAAUCCAAAGGAUAUCAUCGGGAAUCAGUCACUUGUUUUACAGCUUCGAAAUUGGUUAAAAGGUUGGCAUGAGCAAUUUUCUAACACAGGUGGUAUUAAAAAAGGAAAAAAGCAUAAUGACUCUACUUCCAAAAAGGCUGUCUUGUUAAGUGGAACCCCCGGUAUAGGCAAAACAACAUCAUCAAAGCUGGUGUGUCAGGAGCUGGGUUUCCAGGCCAUAGAGGUAAAUGCCAGUGAUAGCCGUGGAAAAGCUGAUAGCAAAAUUGAAAAAGGAAUUAGCGGAAGCAAUUCAAAUUCUAUCAAGGAACUUGUGACGAAUGAGGCCCUUGGCCCUAAUAUGAAUAGGCCAAAGCAGUCCAAAACUGUGCUCAUUAUGGAUGAAGUUGAUGGGAUGUCAGCUGGUGAUAGGGGUGGUGUUGCUGAUCUUAUUGCUAGCAUCAAGAUAUCAAAAAAAAUUCCCAUUAUCUGCAUUUGCAAUGACCGUUACAGCCAGAAAUUAAAAAGCCUAGUGAACUACUGUUUGCUUCUUAGUUACCGGAAGCCUACAAAGCAACAGAUGGCAAAGAAGUUUAUGGAGGUUGCAAAGGCUGAAAGGCUUCAAGUUAAUGAGAUUGCUCUUGAGGAAUUAGCAGAAAUAGUUAAUGGAGAUAUGCGAAUGGCAUUAAACCAGUUACAAUAUAUGGGCCUCUCCAUGUCAGUUAUCAACUACGAUGAUAUCAGGCAGCGCUUACUUACCAAUGCGAAAGAUGAAGACAUUUCACCAUUCACAGUUGUUGAUAAGCUUUUUGGUUUGAAUGCUGGAAAGAUGAGAAUGGAAGAGAGGAUUACUCUUAGCAUGAGUGACCCUGAUCUUGUUCCUCUACUUAUCCAGGAAAAUUAUGUUAAUUAA